Molecule: messenger RNA, 1391 nt
Organism: Xiphophorus maculatus (southern platyfish)
Lineage: Eukaryota; Metazoa; Chordata; Actinopteri; Cyprinodontiformes; Poeciliidae
Gene: ccl44
Product: C-C motif chemokine 17-like
Exons: 5
Coding region: 114-494 (126 amino acids)
Biological process (GO): immune response; lymphocyte chemotaxis; neutrophil chemotaxis
Cellular component (GO): extracellular region
Molecular function (GO): chemokine activity; CCR chemokine receptor binding
Source: RefSeq, a predicted model, not a curated record
AGUGAGAGAUGGGCAGGGAGGUAUAAAGAGAGGGAGGGAGUUAUCUACAAGAGGCAGCCAUAGAGGGAGAGGUGACAAGAGUAGAUUAUCCUCUCCUCCCUGCCAGUCUCACCAUGUUCAUGCUGCAGACGCUGACUGUUCUCUCGCUCACUGUCAUCUUCCUGGCAUCUGUAGAAGGAAAAGGCGUGCAGAUGCAGAGGGAUGUCCAGUGUUGCAUGCUGUACUCCCAGGGUAAGGUGCGUACCAAAGAUGUGCUGCGGUUUGAGGUGCAGACGGAGGGGCCCGACUGCAGCAUACAAGCCAUCAUACUUUACACAAAGAAGGCAGUGAAAUGUGCGGACCCCAGAGAUCGUAAGGUGAAGAGGUUGUUGAGGAAGCUUCUGCAGAGACAGAGAUUGAAGAACCACAGAACAAUGUGGCUGCCUCCUCGCGACAACCUGCCCGCCAUGUCAGAGGACAAAAAAGACAACUGGGCAGUUCUGAAUGUGGAGUGAUGAAGCACCAUCAACAGUGGAGUUAGUCGUAGUCAUACGCCAAGUAAUCAUUCAGCAGCUCGUCGGCUUUAAUCUGCGACGCUCGCUGACGUUCCAGUCAUCUUGUGUCUCUCUAUCCGUCUCCUUGGGACCAGACCUGGGCAGCAAUACUUAUUUAAAUGGUAUAAUAAAAUAUUCCCAAUAUGUGAGAGGGAGAGUAUUAUUGUAAGAUAAGCUGCAGUAAUUUUUAUUUAAUGGCUUAUACUGUUAUUUGCCAGAGCCUGCCUGAAAGUAUCGCCCUCUGAAAUAGUGUAAACACUUGUGGCUGAUGUGAGAUCAGUGAAACAGCAUUGACAUUCAUAUAUUAUAUCUGCAAUAUACUCUGUGCUUAUUUGUGACUCGUACUGCGUAAAUAAUGUAAUGAUGUAGUUGGGGUUUUGUCAAAAUCAGCUGAGUGUGCAGAAAUUUGAAAAACAUGUUUUUAAUAUUAACUUGCACUUUGCUCUUUUCUCCUUUGGCUUUCUUUUGAAGUAUUUGUACUGAGGCUUACAGGUCUUUGUUGAGGCCAGCAUGGAAAAAAAUCACAAGGUGAUGAUUUCCAUGGGCUUUAACAUACUUUUUAACACAUUUUGUCUACUUUAUAUAUUGACUGUUUGUAAAAUAUAAGUAGAUCUUUUGGAUUUUGACCCACCGGUAUCAACAAAUCAUCAGAUUUAACUUGGCUUAAGUUUACUUUUAUCUUUUAAAUUAGUAGUUUGACAAUGAACUAUGCCAAAGCACUCAUGAGUUGAUUCAUUAAAUGACAAGGCUGUUAAAACUUAGAGGGCUGUCUUGUGUGUAAAGCACACAAGCAUUGUAACGUAGAGGAAUGCACUGUAUCUCAAGUGAAUUAUUUUAUAAAUUAAUCUGAAACAUUAA